AUUAUUUAAAAAAUGAGUAUCUUAUUAUCUGAUUAAGACAAAAUAUCUUGCAAAACACAUAAAUAUGAGACCUGUAUUGUAGCAGAUUUGAACACAAAAGGAAAAAAAGAUGUCAAUUUCUUAUGCAUCAAAUGUUUGUUGAAACAACACUCUAAUUAAAAAUUAACUUUAAUUGAGGACACGAAGAAACUUAUAAGUCAAAUGAAGUCCUAAAAAAUGGAAAAGUAAACAAAAGAGAAUGAGGCGAAACGGGAGACAUUUAAGAAUGUAUUAUCACAAAUAAAAGAAUUUAAAAUAACUUUGGAUUUGACAUUUGAUAAAAUGACAAGCUUUGUCCAAUAAUGAUU
Molecule: messenger RNA, 347 nt
Organism: Paramecium sonneborni
Lineage: Eukaryota; Ciliophora; Oligohymenophorea; Peniculida; Parameciidae
Source: the annotation of a GenBank genome assembly